AUGCAGGAACGGCAAUACCUAGAUUAAAAUAAAAAGUCUAUUUCUUAAUGUGAUAAGCAAAUUCCAAUACAAGUCAUAGUUCCAACUAUAAUCGAACCCCCUGCUAAUGCAGCCAUACAUGCACAAACAGCUUGUGGAAUAACAGUAGCAAAGCAAGCAGAAACUGCAGUAGCUGACAAGCCAUAAUAUGAUGCCAAACUAGCCAUACAACUAACGCAAGAUCCUGGUCCUGAAUUUACCCUUCCAGCUAGCAAUAAAAGUAUUAAAAGAACUAAUGGGACUUAAACUUAUGAUUUAGUCAUAACUUUUAAGCAAAUUUUAUCCUAUCUAUUUAUUUAUUUUGAAAUCGCCUUAAUUGAUUAAGAUAUUAGAAAAUAGUUAUGA
Molecule: messenger RNA, 384 nt
Organism: Tetrahymena thermophila SB210
Lineage: Eukaryota; Ciliophora; Oligohymenophorea; Hymenostomatida; Tetrahymenidae
Product: transmembrane protein, putative
Exons: 3
Source: RefSeq, a predicted model, not a curated record